UUCGCCACCGAUGGCGCCACUGUUACCAAGAAUUGUGUGCAUGAAUCGAGCGAGUAUACUAACAUAUUAAUGAAAAAUUAAAGAAACUUUAUUAUUGAAGUAAUUAACUCCUACGGUGUUAUUUUUUAAAGUGAAUCGUUAAAUAAAUCAGUCAAAAUGGGUAAACGUCAACAUCAAAAAGACAAAAUGUAUUUAACAUAUACAGAAUGGACAACAUUGUAUGGUGGAAAGAGGUCAGGUACUUCUGACUCUAAUGAAGAUUCAACAUUUCGUCGUUUACCUUUUGACCAUUGUUGUUUAAGUUUGCAACCCUUUGAACAUCCCUAUUGUGAUGCACAGGGAAAUAUCUUUGAAUUAGAACCAAUAUUAGAAUAUAUAAAGAGAUAUAAGCACAAUCCUGUUACUGGGAAGCCUUUAGAUCCAAAGUCUUUAAUAAAAUUAAAUUUUUUUAAGAAUGCGGAAGGACAAUAUCAUUGUCCAGUUUUAUUUAAACUGUUUAGUAAACAUUCUCAUAUUGUUGCUAUUAAAACAACAGGAAAUGUGUUUUCACACGAGGCAGUAGAACAAUUGAAUAUAAAAACACGUAAUUGGAAAGAUUUAGUGAAUGAUCAACCUUUUGCACGUAAGGACAUUAUUGUAAUUCAAGAUCCAAGCUAUGCCACAAAAUUUAAUUUAUCAACUUUUCAUCAUAUCAAAAAUAAUAUAAGAGUUGAAGAUGAAGAAACUAUAAAAGAAAGAAGUAAUCCAAAUGCAAAAUUGAAAACUGUAUCAAUGGAAACUAAAGAAAUAUUAGCAGAGUUGGAUAGAGAUUAUAAACAAGCUGAAACCAAGCAUGAAAUUUCUAAACCAAAAGCAGAUAAAUUUAAUGCAGCACACUACUCUACUGGUGCUGUAGCAGCUGGGUUUACAUCAACAGUAAUGCCAACAGAAACUAUGCAUCAAGCAGCGGUUAUCGCGGAAGAUUUAGUACGAUACGAGAGAGUAAAAAAGAAAGGAUAUGUAAGGAUUGUCACAAACUAUGGUGCUUUGAACUUAGAGCUUCACUGUGAUCUUGUUCCAAAAACGUGUGAAAAUUUUAUAAAACAUUGUCAGAACACGUACUAUGAUGGAACAAAAUUUCAUAGAUCCAUACGGAAUUUCAUGAUACAAGGAGGUGAUCCUACAAACACUGGUAACGGAGGGACAUCUAUUUGGGGGAAAAAAUUCGAAGAUGAAUUCAAGCCAAACUUGAUUCAUCAAGGCAGAGGAAUUUUAUCAAUGGCGAACUCUGGGCCAAACACAAAUGGAUCGCAAUUUUUCAUCACAUUUCGAUCGUGUAGACAUCUGGAUCGCAAGCAUACCGUCUUUGGGAAAAUAGUAGGUGGAUUAGAAACGCUAAACGCCAUUGAAAAGGUCGAAGUGGACAACAAGGAUAGACCUAUAGAAGAUAUAAUAAUACAGAAAGCUCAGGUUUUUGUUGAUCCAUUUCAAGAAGCCGACGAGCAGUUGAUCGCAGAGCGUGCAGCCGAAGUUGAGCGAUUAGCACAAGAAGCAGCAAAGAGUAAAUCCUCCGACAACGCAGAGAAAAACGAAUUAAAAGUAUAUCGAUCGGGUGUGGGAAAAUAUAUCAGAAUGAAUCAAGGGCAGGACAAAGCGGAAAAGGGCGAGGUCGAGCCUGUAGUCAAGAAGAAAAAGGUCACGCCAAGUUCGUUCGGAGAUUUUUCUUCUUGGUAGAGUAAUUGUAUAAAUUUGAAUUAUUUAUUAUUUUAUAUUUCAAAUGUAAGAUAUUUUCACAAUUAUGUAUUUUAAAUUGUACGACAAAUAAACUAUCAUUUACAUGUU
Messenger RNA from Hylaeus volcanicus, 1821 nucleotides. RefSeq names its product RING-type E3 ubiquitin-protein ligase PPIL2. Gene Ontology annotation, biological process: protein polyubiquitination; protein peptidyl-prolyl isomerization; protein folding. Gene Ontology annotation, molecular function: peptidyl-prolyl cis-trans isomerase activity; ubiquitin-ubiquitin ligase activity. Gene Ontology annotation, cellular component: catalytic step 2 spliceosome. The coding region runs from base 157 to 1713 and encodes 518 amino acids. Lineage: Eukaryota; Metazoa; Arthropoda; Insecta; Hymenoptera; Colletidae. The transcript has 9 exons. The record is from RefSeq and is a predicted model, not a curated record.